This is a messenger RNA of Chrysemys picta bellii (western painted turtle), 4387 nucleotides long. RefSeq names its product cholecystokinin A receptor (gene CCKAR). Gene Ontology annotation, molecular function: neuropeptide receptor activity; cholecystokinin receptor activity. NCBI's taxonomy places the organism in Eukaryota, Metazoa, Chordata, Testudines, Emydidae. The record is from RefSeq and is a predicted model, not a curated record. Gene Ontology annotation, cellular component: plasma membrane. Gene Ontology annotation, biological process: neuropeptide signaling pathway.
AUAAAUCUUUUUCAUUCUGAACAGAAUUCCUUGUACUGGAUAUUCCUUAUGGCUAGCUGAAAAAAGACUUACUUGGAAAACCUUUGUCAAAUCUUUUCACUGCAGACUUCAUUCAGGAAUAUUUUUGCUCAUAGAAAGAAUGGGCAGAUAGUUGCAAAUCCGCCUUUCACCACAUAUAAGCUAACCUGUGGAGACUGAAGAAUGGAAAUAGUUGAUGACAUCCUACUUGAGAAUGGAACCAAUAUUUCUGCUUUCCUGUGUGAUAUUGUCAUGGAAAAUGAUACGUUUUUCUGUGUGGAUGACUCACCUCAUCUUGCUAAAGAUUUACAUCAAACAGUUCGAAUUCUGCUAUAUUCGUUGAUAUUUUUGCUCAGUGUCGUGGGGAACAUGCUGGUAAUUACAGUGUUGAUAAGAAACAAAAGGAUGAGGACCGUCACUAAUAUAUUUUUGCUGUCGCUGGCUGUCAGUGACCUAAUGCUUUGCCUUUUCUGCAUGCCUUUCACCCUCAUUCCCAACCUGCUGAAGGAUUUUAUAUUUGGUAGUGCUGUUUGUAAAACUGCCACCUACUUCAUGGGUGUCUCAGUAAGUGUAUCUACGUUCAACCUGGUUGCCAUAUCUUUGGAGAGAUACAGUGCUAUUUGCAAACCCUUGCAGUCCAGGGUAUGGCAGACAAAAUCUCAUGCCUUGAAGGUGAUUGCUGCUACUUGGUGUCUCUCCUUUACCAUCAUGUCACCAUACCCAAUUUACAGCAAACUGGUGCCUUUUACAAAAUAUAACAACAGCACAGCUAACAUGUGUCGCCUCCUUUGGCCAAGCGAUGUCAUUCAGCAGUCCUGGUACGUUUUCCUGUUGCUCAUACUCUUUCUUAUACCUGGUAUUGUAAUGAUGAUUGCAUAUGGCUUAAUCUCUUUGGAACUAUACAGAGGAAUAAAGUUUGAUGUCAGCCAGAGAAAAUCUUCACGAGACAGGAAAGCCAGCACCAGUAGCAACAAAUAUGAGAAUGGAGAUGGUUGCUACCUGCAGAAAACCAAAAAGAAGAGAAAAAUGCCACUGCAACAGCUUUCUGCCACCAGCAGCACCAAAAUAGACAGGGUCAGAAGCAACAGCUCAACUGCCAACUUGAUGGCCAAGAAGCUUGUCAUCCGCAUGCUGAUGGUGAUUGUGAUUUUGUUUUUCCUUUGCUGGACUCCCAUCUUCAGUGUAAAUGCCUGGCGUGCAUUUGACACCACAUCAGCAGACCAACUUCUCUCAGGAGCUCCUAUCUCCUUUAUUCAUUUGCUCUCCUACACUUCAUCCUGUGUGAACCCCAUCAUCUACUGCUUCAUGAACAAGCGUUUCCGGAUGGGCUUUCUGGCCACUUUCACCUGCUGUCCCAAACAAAAGCCUCCAGUAAUAAGAGGAGAUAUUGGAGAUGAGGAGGAGGGGAAGACCACAGGGGCAUCUCUCUCCAGGUACUCUUACAUGCACAUGAAUGCGUCUGCUCCCCCAUGAACUGCUACAGAAAAGGAGAGGCUACACAUGGCCAAGAUAAAUUCAAACCCUUAUCUUCUUGUCUGGUCUUGGAAAGAUGACUAAGGUUUGAUUUGUAACAUGACUUAGUUCUGAAGAGAUGAAAACACCACAGUUAAGCAAUUAGCUGGUAGGAAAUGCCAAGGGAAUUGUAUGGGUCAUGGACACUGCUAGGGUCUGUGCUUUGUGUCACCUCCAUUUCUAAAAAGAGACUGGAGUUAUUAGGCUCUGUGGAGAUGAGGGACUUUGAAACCAGCCCUCCAGCAUGGUGCAUUUGUACUAAAGCCUCCUGUAAACAUAUUCUAUAACUUGAGGGUGUCCUUUCCACCGGCAGUUUGGCUCACCCUUUUCAUGCAAAAUUGCAGUUUUUAGAGAUAGCUCAGAGUAUCUCUUGACAAUUCCAAGACACUAAUAGAUUGGGGUUCCUUAUCAGUCCUGAUUACAAAUUUCUAUUUUUAUAUUUUAUGGUUAAAUACCAAUUCCAUGAAAUCAAAAUAUAUUGGCUAUUUGCAUAGAACUCUUGGUCGUCCUUAUUUUAGCUGAGCUAUCACCCUUUGAAAUUCUUGGUUUAAUGGUCAAUUAAAAAAAGAUAUUGCUGGAGAAAAGAAAGGGCUAUUGAUCCAAAGCAAUGGGUCCAGGACACUUUUAAAGUAGAUUUAUUUCAUUUUUUUUGGUGAAAGUUAACAAGAGAAAUAAAAACUAGUAAUUUUACAGGCAGAUGAAAUACACUUGUCCAGACAGCAGCCUGUGACAGCUUUUGAAGUGUUAUAAGUAUUCUGAGAAUUUAACAUAUUUUAGCUUUAAACAGCAAGCGGAAUGUCUAAAGGCAUGACUUUCUAAAGUGACUUUCUUCCGUGCACAUGCAUAUACUGGUGCGCACACUUUUCAGCACCCGUGCAUGCAAGUGACAGAGUCUAACACCAGCCCAGUUGAGUGUGUAGAAAUGCUAUUACCAGCACACACAGGUGCUAGUGAUGGAAAAGUGCACACAGAGGUGUUAGCACACACAACUUUGCAUAUAUGAGAAGGAUACUGGGGUGAAGUCCUUUUGAAAAAUCAGGCCUGAGAUAUUAAACGUAAAUUAUUGCAAUAACAACUUUUACAGCAUAUCCACAAUCACAUUGUGGUAUUGCCCACACAUGAAAGUAGAAAUGGUUAAAUGGAGAAAAGAAGUAAACAACAAUAAAAAGCAAGGACUGAAGAAUUGGGCAUGAUGUCAGAAAUGUCUAUGGAUUUAUGUGGAGACUAUGGAAGGAUUUCUCUCUCCUGAUAGACAUAUCUGUGUAUACAUAUGGCAUAGACUAGAAAGAGUCACGAAUUGUGUACUUCAUCUGUGUUUUGUUAUGUAAGGAAUCCAAUCUCCUCUUAAUUGUUCAGUGUUUGGGUGAGCUUGGGUGUUCAGACAAUACACAUAGUUCUCCAGACAGGACAGUCAAUCUUACAUAAUUUAUACUGCAUUUUAUUUUGUUUUGUGAAUGCUUCUUGUUGAAGAUUCUUCUACCUUCUAGUUUAGAAAAUGUAAUUUUUAAAAAUUGGUAUUAGAUAGAAAUUAGACUUUGGUAGUAAAUGGAAAGUAGAUGUGAAUGUUAAAGGCAAGCACUGUCAAGGUUUUUAAUCUUAAAAUUUGACCUCUUCCAGAUAGAUUUUAAAUUGAAGUAGCACUCUUCCCGCACUUGUGCUAACAUUCUUGACAUUAAUCUGACCCUCUGUCCUUAUCAGGCAUAACUCCUAUUGAAUUAAUUAUGAAAGUUUUAUCUAAGUAAGGGUGGAGGAUAGACCCCAGCCUGGUGUGCAGGGCACUGUAUAAUUUAUAGCUAUACAGCAAGUUGAAAUUGUUAAACAAAACCAGCUAUGUUAAUUUUAGCUUCAGUCCAGACUCCACUGGGUAGAGAAACAAUUUCUUUUUAAAUUGAAAAGCACAGUGAGUAGGGAAAAAAUUAAUAAUUUCAAGUUGGAAAUAUAUUUCAUUCCAUAGACAUAGCAAAAAAUCAAAUCAUUUUCUAUUUAAAAAUAUACUUGACAGUGUCUUUUUAGCAUCUCAUAAAGUAAAUAUAAUUCUGUACCUUUCAGAUGUUUAAAUCCAUUAUAAAGUGUAGUUUAUAGAUGGUUAUUUAUGUAAAGAAAUCACAUUUUUAUAACAGAUGUGAAUAUUGCUGACUAUAUUCAGUUUAGAGACAAGAUGUAGUUUGGAAUUCUAUGUCCAAUGUAGGAAAAUAUUCCUAUUAUAAUGUAAAUUUUCUGGUACAAUCAGAAUAUGUUGACUUGCAUGCACACCAUCCCACCACACUGAUUUACUUGGCAUAAUGCUUGUUUUUUUGCAGGGGUGUGUGAUAGUUUUAGGUCUACAGAUGAAAAGUGUGAUGUAACAAAGGCUUAUUUUGAUCAUUGGGCCCAUGUGGCUUGCAGUACUAGUGGCCAGAACAUGAACUAGGGAGCCUCUGAUUGUUGUGAUUGCACAUCAGUUGAGGGAGGAGAUGAGGUAGGAAAGAGGUAGUGGGAGGAGGGGACAAAAAGAAAGAAUCAGGAGAAAUAUACCAAGGCAUAAGGCAUAGCAGUGGUGGGGUGGCUGCAGUCGAGGAAUAAGGAGAAUCAGAGAAUGGGAGUGAAACUUACCUAUUUCCGUCGGGAGGGUAAAUGCUAGAGCUAGGGGGAAAAAUUUCAGCAAACUGUUUAUUCACUGAAAAAUGUAUUUUUGGUCACAAAACUAUUCACAAACUCAGGCUGAAUUCAGCAAAUAAUUUAGGCUGAAUAAAAAAAUGACAACAGUUUUAAAAAAAUCAUUUCAACAUUUUUGAAACAAAGAGUUUUGACUUUUUGUUUUUGUGACAUUCUGUUUGAAAAUUUAGAUAGAUUUAUUGCAAAACAUUUAAAAAGGGUA